Rhinichthys klamathensis goyatoka is the source of this 2485-nucleotide messenger RNA. It is a transcript of the gene dzank1, whose product is annotated as double zinc ribbon and ankyrin repeat domains 1. Gene Ontology annotation, biological process: eye photoreceptor cell development. NCBI's taxonomy places the organism in Eukaryota, Metazoa, Chordata, Actinopteri, Cypriniformes, Leuciscidae. The record is from RefSeq and is a predicted model, not a curated record. Gene Ontology annotation, molecular function: protein binding. The transcript has 20 exons. Bases 20 to 2290 code for a protein of 756 amino acids.
CAGGUUGAAGAGUGCAAACAUGACAGCAGGUUCAGUGGCAGCACCUCAAAUAAUUCCCAUUCGCAUGCCUCCUCCAGGUAAAGCCAAGCAUGAGAUUGACUCCUGCACUCCUGUAGAGAUCAGAUCAGAAUCCUCUGAUGUGAGUGUGCUGCUGUACACGCUGGAUGGCAGUAAGCCUGAGGAGAUGAAGAGACCGGGCUCUGGCAACAGCACUAUGAAGUUCACUGAACCUAUUCGCUUACCUGUGGGGAAAGUGUCUGUGAGAGCCAUGGCUGUCACCGCCGAUGGCCGACAGAGUGCUGUCGUCACCAAGCUUUUCAUAGUGGAUCCUGCUUCAGAUGAGGAUCAGACUACGGAUCAUGAGGAGGACUCUUUGAAGAAUGGCAGACCGAUCAAUGGCAAGAAUGGGAGCGAAAAUGGAGCUGGCAUUUCCUCUAUUCAAUUUUUAGAUAUUCCCAGUAGUGAAUCUCGAAGAGCUCUGAAAGGUCCUCGAUUCCUCUCACAGCGUCUCGGCCCCGGUUCAUCUGCACGGCUGACAGUUGAAAACCAAAACCAGAGUGCAGAUGUUGUGGAAAGUCCCUUAAGAAGCUUGACAAGCACUCAGACAUCACGGAUUCAGAGAGAGACGGAUUUCCUUAGAUGUCCAAAGUGCCUGAAUCAUCGCCCUUCAGACCCUUUUGCCCGAUUCUGUCUGCACUGUGGAUCACCAGUACCCCCAAUACCAGGUCAAAGACUCCCCCCUACUGAAGGAGGACAGAUGGGUCUAUGCGUGCACUGUAAAACCAUGGUGCCUCUCAAUACGGCCACAUGUGUGGUGUGCGAGUCUCCAUUGGCUCAACAACUGCAGCCGCAGGCUAGUCUGAGACUACUGGAUAAAUUAAUCUGUGGCUCGUGUGGGACAGGAAACCCGUCUCACAUCACACAUUGUGUCACUUGUGAAUCCCAGCUGCUUCAGCAAACCACACCCAUUUUAAGUGGACAGAGAGCUGCACCUGUACCCAGUUCACAGGGCAAAAUGGUCUCCUGCUCCAAGUGCAAUAGAGUCAACCACUCGGAUGCUCGAUUCUGCGACUGGUGUGGUGCAAAGCCCGGCCACAAAGCCAGCGCCGUGACGUGUUCUCAGUGUGGAGCUAGCAGCCACCCGUAUGCUAAUCACUGUGGUGUCUGUGGUGUCUUCCUGGACGGCCCACCCAGGACGCCCUCACAAGUAAACCAGGGACAGGACGCACAGGAAGCUGAUCAGCCCUCAGCCACCUGGCAGGGAGUUCCUGCGCCUGAAUCUACAACCGUGCCUCCAGCUGCGGGUUUGCGCACGUGUGCAGAUGCACAGACGCAGACAGUCGGUCUGUUUUUCCCAUCCAGCACUGAGCUGAAAAAACAGAGCCAACAGAGGGAGGCGGAGCUUAGCAGACAGGAACAGAUGAGUGACAGGAAGCCCGUCCUCACUGCCAUUAGUCCAGGCCGAGGGUUCUGGAGGAAGCAGGUGGACCACAUCUGCGCUCAUCUGCGCAGUUACACUCAGAAUAAUAAUGAGUUCAGAGCUCUGAUUGGAGAACCUCGGCUGGGCAGAAUGAUCUCUGCUGUUAUUCAGGAGGACAGCUAUGAAGUCAGUCUGCACAUCAAUUUCAUCUGUGCCUCACCGGAGGGAUCCAGGUCGUCUUCUGCAGGACAGCAGAGCCGAUCUGUGGGAUCAGAGAGUCUGAACCUCAGUGCUGUGACAGAAGGCAAGAGUUCAGCCAGUCCAGAGAGUAACAUUAAUACAACAGGAUUAUCAGCCAAAAGAAAGAAGCAGAAAAAGAUCAGGACCUCAGACGAUACAGAAAAGCAGUCGGAGUCUAAAGACAGUGUUCUCCUUAAGGAGGUGGGGCCUGAGGGGCGGGGCCGGAUCUCAGUGGUGCAGCAGCUAUUGGAUGAGGGUGCUGAUCCAGCAUGUUUGGGAAGUGAUGGGCAUCCUGCUCUGGUUGCUGCAGUGCUAAACGGGCAUCAUGAUGUCAUUCCUGUGCUGGUGCAGAGAGAAGCCGACGUUAACCAAGCAUCUGGACCGUUAAAUAACACGGCCCUGCAUGAGGCGGCAGCUCUGGGAAAUGAAGGUUUGAAGAGCGUUGAGAUACUCAUGGGGUGUAACGCAAGUAUCAGAAAGCAGAAUGAUCGGGGCCAGACGGCGUAUGGUAUUGCCGUGGCCGCCGGAAGCAGUUCUGUGGUCUCUCUAAUGGCAGCUCACAUGGGACAGGGUCUGCUACAGCGCCACACCAAGGCCAGGAGCGUGUCUGGACUGGAUACGUUCUCAUGAGACAAUCCACAUUUCACUCAAACCAAAUCUAAUCAGUGCAAUACAGUACUUGGAGAUUUGUUUAGGUCCUGGAUUUAAAAUUUCCAUCUGAACCAAAAUAAGUCAAGAUACACAUCUCACCAGCAAAACUGGCAUGUUCAAAACAAAUUAUUGCUUAUUACAGCCAUAUGGACCAAACAUUUAUAAUGGACCAUA